Molecule: messenger RNA, 1643 nt
Organism: Aricia agestis (brown argus)
Lineage: Eukaryota; Metazoa; Arthropoda; Insecta; Lepidoptera; Lycaenidae
Product: neuroglian-like
Exons: 12
Coding region: 182-1624 (480 amino acids)
Biological process (GO): homophilic cell-cell adhesion; synapse organization
Cellular component (GO): axon; plasma membrane; neuronal cell body
Molecular function (GO): protein binding; axon guidance receptor activity
Source: RefSeq, a predicted model, not a curated record
GCAGCGAGACGUGUAACGUGUUACAUUCAUGUCAAACGCUAGGGACGUGCGUCACGUUAUUAUUAAAAAAUAAAUUAAAAAAAAAAACUAUUUUUAUAAAUUAUUUUUGGAGGGAAAAUUUUUUUUAAAAGUGUAAGAAUAUUUUGCUCUAAAUUCGAGCGUUCAAUUUUUAAAAAUCAAAAUGAGAAUUUUAUUUUUGUUAUUUUUGGCGAAACUCGUUACUUGUGAUAAAGUGUUGAAAAGUGUACCGGUGAUUGUUAAAAGUUAUGAAAACGACACAGUUUUGUUGCCGUGCUAUUUGGAUGAUUCAGAGAUCAAAGUCCGCGUCCGCUGGUACAAGAACAACCAGCUGCUGGGCGACAGCCAGGAUCCGAACCACCUGCUGCCGGCGCGCACCAGGAUGUACGCCAACUACAGCCUGCAGGUCGAUGACCUCACUGCGGCCGACACGGCUGAUUAUACUUGCGAGAUAAUCCGUCCAGAACCAUGGGGGCCAAUAAGACAGACCCAUGCCAUAGAAGUUCAAUAUCCGCCGACAGUCCUGACGGUGCCCGACGACGGGUACAUUGAAGUCCGUAAAGGCGAGUACGUGGACAUGGGGUGUGAGGUCACCGGGACACCCACACCGGUCGUGAACUGGUGGAAGAAUGGCGAACAGAUGGCGCUGCUAGAGCACAGGUCGCGCAUUCGGUUCCGCGCGGAACACCGACUAUUAGCCGGGGUGUAUGAAUGUGUGGUGAACAACGGGGUGGGAGACCCUGUGAAGGGGGUGAUACGGGUUGUUAUACAUGACGCACCAGUAGUGACCACAGAGCGGAGUUUCGUCCAUACCGCGGUGGGUCUACGCGCGGCGUUGUCCGCGAAACUGGAGUUCGCUGUACCACCGGCUAGGACUGCGUGGUAUAGAGACGGGAAACCUGUGAAGACUGAUGACAGGGUGGUAAUGAUGGUGCAAGACAACGUCCACCAGUUGAUCUUCCGCUCCGUCCGCAAGGCGGACCUCGGAAACUACACCUUCAGGGCUGAGAACAAGCUGGGCAUGGCCGACAUCGCCUUCAAGCUGACCGGUGUGCCAAACAUCGCGUCGUUCAAAGUGGACUCAUCUCUCAACAAGGCGACUUCAACAAGCUUCAAUCUUAUCUGGGAAGUUGACUCUUACUCUGCCAUUAUUGAAUACAAUCUCUGGCUCCGUCCAUACUACGGUCGUCUUUCGACGCUCGCGCCUGAUUCCUUCACCACGGAACCUCCAGCCAACGCGUGGAGUAAGAUCGUUGUGCCGGGAGAUUCCAAUGACGGUCCCAUCCAUAGCGCAAUCUACAAGGUCCAGGGUCUGACUCCGUCCACGGUGUAUGAGGCGAUCGUAACUUCUAGGAACAGAUUUGGUUGGAGCAAACCAUCGGCCGUCCUACACUUUGCUACUGAACCCGGAGCCGGAAGUACCUACUACACCACAGAGAACUUGUAUUUGACUCCGAUAUUGGAAGAGGAAACGGAAGUGGAUCUCAACUUGACUCAAGCCCACGAGCUGCAGCGCGCGCUGUCAAAUGCAAAAGCGCGGGACACGCCAUCUUUGAUUUUCAUUGUAAUUCUAUUUAUUUGUAGUUGUGCAUAUCUAAAUAAAUAGUUUGUAUUAUUCGUUUUUA